CUGUCCCGACAGUCUGGACAACAGAGUCUAAAUUAGCCAUGCUGGUUUGUUUUUGUGUUGUGGCAAGGUGACUUUUUAUUUCAUUCCUUUGACAGUUGAUGAAAUUCCAGAAUGUCGAAAAUAUUUAAUGGUGCCCAGCUUGCACAGAGCUUUACCAAGAAAGUUAAGAUUCCUGACAAACUGAAAGGCGGAAGAAUGGAGAAAAUUGGGAAUUAUUUUCACAAUAUUUAUACCGAUUACAAAAUGGUGUUUAUCGAACUUGGCGAAGAUAUGAAAGCCAAGCCACUGAAAUCCAGCAUUUACUGCUCCAUAUUAGCAGCUUCCGCAGUUCUUUUCAAGACGAACCCUUCAGAAAAUAGUUUUAGGACACUUAUGGUAGAAAGUGCCAAUGACUUAGCAUUAGUUGGGGACCCAAUUCGAAACACCUCGUCGGACAAUUACAUGCAAAAUUUAAUAAACAAUCACAAAGAUGGUCGAGUGCAUUACGUCAGCCUUGGUUUAUUUUCGUUAAUUUAUUUGACAGAUUAUAGAAAUAGUUUAGGAUUAUAUGCCGCAAAGUGUAAAUAUGUUAAACCUAGGUGGUCACAGUUUCAUAAAAGUAUUUUAGAUGUUGGUGUUUUCGGACGAUGGAUUUACACAGAGGAAGCAAUGAAGGAUUAUGACGUAAAUCCUGAGGAAUGGGUUGAAUGAAUGGAUGUACAAAUAACGCUAUAGUAUAUCGAAACAAAGAAAAAGAGAUUCUUAAACAAUAACAUGUGUAGGCUACUGUACACGUCAACUAACAGCGUGGUUGAGAUCUGUUUCAUAUUGAAGGAUAUGGACAAAUAACGCUAUAGUAUAUCGAAAAAAAGGGUAAAAAGAGAUUUUUAAACAAUAACAUGUGUAGGCUACUGUACACGUCAACUAACAGCGUGGUUGAGAUCUGUUUCAUAUUGAAGGAUAUGGACAAAUAACGCUAUAGUAUAUCGAAAAAAAGGGUAAAAAGAGAUUUUUAAACAAUAACAUGUGUAGGCUACUGUACACGUCAACUAACAGCGUGGUUGAGAUCUGUUUCAUAUUGAAGGAUAUGGACAAAUUACGCUAUAGUAUAUCGAAAAAAAGGGUAAAAAGAGAUUCUUAAAGUAGUUAAGUCUUGAACCCAAUAUCAUCCCAAAGUCUUUGACAUUGAAAACACAAAUUAUUUGUCAAUUUAAAUCAACAUCUAUGUUGUGAUCUUACAGAAAAGAUGGGCUUCUGAUAUCCAAUAUUAAAGACAAAGUAAACAUUUUACCAUUGAUACACAAAUGCUGUACCAUAAUGUGUUUCAGCGCCAUUUGUAACGAGGGACUCGAAGAACGAAGCUAGACAUAUUCCACAAGUCAUGUCAAGUCAAGUCAUGAUAAUUGAUAUACACUAAAUUGUGUCAUGUGCUUGACUUUCCUUAAAGAGCUAAUGAGUAGAGUGUGAAAGACAAUUUAAAAACUGAUAAAAAGUGUCAUUGCAUUUAAUCAAAUUCAUUUGGGCGAUGUUCUGAAACUUUCACCCCAAAAAUUAUCAGCUGUUUACCAUAAGUAUGCGUUAUAGUUUAGUGAUUGAUAUUGUUUGAGAUUUGACUGAAUACCAGAAUCUGUUGUUGUUCAUAGUGUUUAACGUCCACUUCCACCAAGGGUGAUAUUGCAGACAAGUCAAUUUUUUCAUUUUUAUUAUCUUUCCUAGUGGAGACCCGGAGCAAACCCACAUGGUUGAGAAGGCAUAUCUCCAAGCCUCAUACGCUCACACCAGGGAUCAAAACCAUGACCGCAGGCCAGAGGUGACCUACCAGCUAGAGCUCGAAGCGCAACACUCUAGACCACUAGGCCAUCCCAACCACCCUUACCAGAAUCUGUCCCCCACUCUCACUUAGUGGUGAGUUACAUGCAUUGAAUGAGCAGUGAUUAACAAUUCAAUGGGUUUAUUUCUCAGAAAACAAGAAUGCCUAUGGUUCAAAUCCAGCUCAUGUAGAGAAGAACCACCAAGAUUUUUCAAACUUGAUUCUCACUUGUCAGGGGUGACUCCUAUAUGUAGUCAUUCAGAUGGGACAACAAAUCAAGAUCUACCAAUAUUGCACACAUUGGCUUAAACAUAAAAGUAGAAACAUUGGCAAUUGGAUGGAAUUUAAAGAAGUGUAGGGAGAAAAUACACUGUCCGAGCAUAGUAUCCCCACCUCCUUUUAUUGUACACAUAACCUUGUAAUGAAAAUGGCCAUAUUUUAGACCCAAAAUGAUCAAAAUAUAGUGUUGCCAAGAUAUUUUACGCUGUUCCAUUUUCAUAGUAUUGUUUCUGAAACAUUAAGUUUAUACAGAGAAUGUACAAUUCUUGCAUCAAUUAAAUGAAAAUCACAUAUAAUUUUCAUGCUGUACAUUGUAUGAAAUACAUGUUUAAUAAAACCAUAUCAAAACUUAA
Patella vulgata (common limpet) is the source of this 2421-nucleotide messenger RNA. Its product is annotated as mitochondrial import inner membrane translocase subunit Tim29. The record is from RefSeq and is a predicted model, not a curated record. Gene Ontology annotation, biological process: protein insertion into mitochondrial inner membrane. The transcript has a single exon. Gene Ontology annotation, cellular component: TIM22 mitochondrial import inner membrane insertion complex. Lineage: Eukaryota; Metazoa; Mollusca; Gastropoda; Patellidae. Bases 112 to 690 code for a protein of 192 amino acids.